GUAUUUAAGAGAUAGUCGACACCAUGGUGGCCGCUAAAGUAUUUGUACUACUUUCUUUUCUGACCUUGGUGUACAGUAAAGCUGCACGGCAAACAGAACAAGAUAUUAAAACUGUAGAGGCAUACAUAGACAGCAAGAAAGGAGAUAUAAACCAAAGGUACAGAUUGCAUUACCACGUCGCUGCACCGGUUGGAUGGAUCAACGACCCAAACGGCUUCACAUAUUAUAAAUCUGAAUUCCAUCUUUUUUAUCAAUAUUAUCCAUAUGAUUCAGUCUGGGGCCCCAUGCAUUGGGGACACGUUGCCAGUCGCGAUCUCGUACAUUGGAAAUAUUUGCCGACAGCGUUAGUACCAGAAACCGAACAAUGCUUCUCCGGUAGUGCUGUGGUAGAUGGAGACACCAUGAUCCUAAUAUAUACUGGACAUGUCGAUUUAGAUACUGAGCCAUGGUCCAACGAAACCCAGUACCUUGCCUACAGUGACGAUGGUAUAACAUUUCACAAAUACGAAGGAAAUCCAGUCAUAUCCUCUGCUCCUAACGGAUCACCUGACUUCAGGGAUCCAAAGGCCUGGAAGCACGGAGAUCAUUAUUAUGUAGUCCUCGGUAGCAAGACUGACGAUAAACGAGGACAGGUUUUACUAUACAGGUCUACAGAUAUGAAGAACUGGGAGUAUUUGAAUAUUAUAGCAGAAUCCAAGGGUGACAGUUAUAUGUACGAGUGCCCCGACUUCUUUGAGUUGGAUGGAAAGUUUGUUCUACUAAUGUCUCCACAAGGCAUGGAGCCGCAGGGCGACAGGUACAAGAAUCUUCAUCAGACCGGAUAUAUCAUUGGCAGUUUCAGCUAUGAUACGUUUGAAUUUGUUCCUGAAGUAGAUUUUCAAGAAAUUGACUUUGGGCACGAUUUUUAUGCAGCACAGACCACGGAAGCGUUUGGCACAAGAGUCCUAGUAGGCUGGUUUAACAUGUGGGAGCAACCUCGGCCUGAAGCGGAAGAUGGCUGGGCUGGUGCUAUGACGUUGGUUAGAGAACUGAGGCUAGUCGGUGACCGGAUCACGAUGAAACCAUUAGACGCCAUGACUGUUCUGAGGGAUGAGGUAGAAAUGGUUGGGAUUGUACAACCUCAACAGGAAUUGCGUUUUGGAAAAACAGCUGAAAUUAUCGUGGCGGGUGAUCUAAAACAGAAAAUUGAAUUACAACUCGAAGGUACAGACGGCGGUGAGAAGGCUUGGAUACGUUGGGAGCCUGAAGCCGGCAAAGUAGUAGUAGAUAGAGGUUCAGGCGAUAUUCGGCAAGUAGAUUGGUCGCCAAUCGGCAUAGAUGCUUGGAGGAUAUUCCUGGAUGCGAGCUCCAUAGAGCUGUUCUGCGGAGAAGGAGAGGUGGUGUUCAGUAGCCGGUUGUUCCCCGAGGGUGGGUGGAUUGUUACAAACAACAGCCCCCAGUUUAUUCACGUACAGGCUUAUUCGUUAGGCAGAAGCAUUCCUUUGUGAUUAUUUAAAAUGUAUUUUUAGCUU
Messenger RNA from Cydia strobilella, 1511 nucleotides. It is a transcript of the gene Suc1, whose product is annotated as sucrose-6-phosphate hydrolase-like. Gene Ontology annotation, molecular function: beta-fructofuranosidase activity. The coding region runs from base 24 to 1487 and encodes 487 amino acids. The transcript has a single exon. NCBI's taxonomy places the organism in Eukaryota, Metazoa, Arthropoda, Insecta, Lepidoptera, Tortricidae. Gene Ontology annotation, cellular component: cytoplasm. Gene Ontology annotation, biological process: carbohydrate metabolic process. The record is from RefSeq and is a predicted model, not a curated record.